Symbiodinium natans is the source of this 369-nucleotide messenger RNA. Lineage: Eukaryota; Dinophyceae; Suessiales; Symbiodiniaceae. The record is from the annotation of a GenBank genome assembly.
AUGGACCGCAUGCUUCGACGGAGGUGCGAGCGGGACGCGGCUUCCUUCGGCUCCUUCGCAGUGGCUUGUGCCGGGAGCUCUUCCUGGCAGCAGGCAUUUCUGCUGCAGCAGCUCCUGGGGCAUCUGGACAUCGCCAACGACCUGCUCCACCGGAAGGCUGUCGCACACGCGGCUGGCCGCGGCAGGUGCUGGGAAGCCGCUCUGGUGCAAGGCGACGAGCGCCAGAGCCUGGGCUCGACGGAGUCAUGGAACGCCCACGAGGUGUGGGCCGUGUCGGCCUGGGCAAGCGAGGCCUGCGGAGCCGUUCCGACGGCCGACUCAGCCUCAGGUCCGUUGCAGCACCUGCCAUCAAGAUGGCGCGCCAGCUGA